GCUGCCGCCCGGCGCGCGAGAGAAAUGGCGCUGGAAAGGCUCCUUUCUUCCCGCCCCCUCUGCUCCCCCUCCCCCUCAGCUCCACCGCGGAUCCACCCGCGGCUCCUCCGCCCGCAGAGAAGCCUCCCCAUCUGGCUCCCCGACCCUUUUUUCUACUUAUGAAUGAGUUUUGGAGCCCCAUAGCCCCGCUGCUUUCCGAACCCGCUUCCCUACCCCCGCCCCUCGCUUAGGGCCGGGCCUCCCCAGCGCAACGCGGGAAAUGGCCGCGCUCCACACGGGCCCCUCCAGACGAGCGAGGCCCUCGCUCCGCGGCGGGGGGCGGCUCCGGCCCGGCGCGGACUCCCGGCGGCGGCCAUCAUGGCGGCCGGGGUCCGCAGGCCCGCUCCGCUCCCCCCACCUCACCCAGUCGCUUUCCCUGUCGCCGCGAGGCAUCUUCCUUCUUUUGGACGCCUGGCGCGGUCCUGCGCUCGCCCCGCGUUGGAGAGACGUCUUGGCCCCCCUCCUGUGCCGGCGGCGACGACGGUCGGAGGUUGUAGCGGCUCGCGCGUAGGCGGUGGCGGCGUCGUGCGCUCUGCCCCGUCACAGCCGCCGGCGCGCAGUGCUCGCCCAGCCCAGCCCAGCCCCGCCAGCCGCCGCCGCGCUGCUCCCCGCCCUCCCUCCUUCCCUCCCUGCCCCCACCCGCUGCCUCAGCCCCCCGCGGAUGUCGCUGUUGCUGCCGCCGCCGCUCAGUGCGCGCAGGGCGGGAGCGAGGAGGAGACGGGAGACCCAAGCGGCUGGGCGCCAUUGAAUAAAAGCUCUGCAAGUCUGCAAUAAAAAUGGCCUC
Messenger RNA from Pseudopipra pipra, 823 nucleotides. RefSeq lists its product as uncharacterized. The transcript has 2 exons. The record is from RefSeq and is a predicted model, not a curated record. Lineage: Eukaryota; Metazoa; Chordata; Aves; Passeriformes; Pipridae. The coding region runs from base 358 to 813 and encodes 151 amino acids.